Molecule: messenger RNA, 759 nt
Organism: Sinocyclocheilus grahami
Lineage: Eukaryota; Metazoa; Chordata; Actinopteri; Cypriniformes; Cyprinidae
Product: pyroglutamylated RFamide peptide receptor-like
Exons: 7
Coding region: 1-759 (252 amino acids)
Biological process (GO): cellular response to hormone stimulus; G protein-coupled receptor signaling pathway
Cellular component (GO): plasma membrane
Molecular function (GO): peptide binding; G protein-coupled receptor activity
Source: RefSeq, a predicted model, not a curated record
AUGGAAAAGAGGACUGUGGGCAAGAGUUUUUAUUCUGUGUUAGGGGUUGUCUGGAUUGCAGCCAUGAUGGUUGGAUCUCCAAUGCUCUUUGUUCAACAAUUAGAGUCUGUGGGUGUGAAAUAUGAUUUUCUAUAUGAUCUCCAUCAUGUGUGCUGUCAGGAGUGCUGGAGCUCGAGUGCCCACAGGAAGCAGUAUGCAACCUUCAUUCUAGUGUUCCUCUUCCUCCUGCCUCUUGCAGCCAUGCUGCUGCUCUACACCAGAAUUGGUAUUGAGCUCUGGAUUCACAAACAAGUUGGAGACGCUUCAGUCCUCAAUACCAUGAACCAAAGAGAGAAGCGAAGGGCCGUCAAGAUGAUGGUCACCAUUGUUGUGCUGUUUACUGUCUGCUGGGCCCCCUUUCAUACGGUUCAUAUGCUGUUUGAAUACAGUUACCUGAACAAAACGUACGGUGACAUCACAGUCAAUAUGCUUAUUGCUGUUGCACAGGCCAUAGGAUUUUCAAAUUCAUUCAACAAUCCUAUUAUUUAUGCUUUUAUGAAUGAGAACUUCCAGAAGAACUGCAUGUCCACCUUUUCCUUUUGCAUUAGGAGGUCCAGUCAACGUGACGAUGUUAAGGACAAAUCGACAAAGGACAAGGUACUUUUUUGUAAGUCUGCCAGACAAGAAGAAGACAUCUCUGUCGUGCCCGGAAUACAUAUAGUUGAUCAAGUUCAAUCUGCAAGAUCAAACAUGCCAACAUCUCUGUCAUUUCUGGAGUAG